UUUUUUUAAUUCUCUUCUUGAAUUUCUCCUUCACUUUCUCUCUAUCGUUUCAGUUGAUUGUCAGUCGAAUUGCUCUCGCUUUUUUUUUGCCAUCUUUUAUUCUCGUUUUAACAUGCCAUGACAAGACUAAGGAACAGUCCACAUUCAUCAAGGAAAUGGAAUAGUCUUGGCUUUCACUUUGGUUACAUAUUAACAUAUACCUAUUCAAAGUUGACAAAGCAGCUUGAUAGCUCAGCCAGUUAAACAUUGCCAAAGAAAUCGCAUGUGUACUGAUGAAAUUCCUAGGCCUUCACAUCAGAAAUUCACCUACAUAAACACACGAAUUAUCCUAAAGAAAAACAAGCCAUAAUGAAACCAACAGACAUAUAUUAUUUCCUGUGUAUUGUAGCACUUAAUGCACGAGCCUCAGCAAGUCUUCAGCCGAAUGGAGUCAAUGUCUGCACCAAACAACAAAGUUUUGCCCAGAGGUAUAGAGAGUCUUCCAAGAAAAGUAUUAACAAGCAAGUAUCGUACAAAUGCCGGGCUACUGGUAAUCAAGGUCAGUUUUGGAAUGUUUACAAAACCUGCUACAAGAAUCAGGUAACCUACCAGACGGUUUACAGGGAAAUGUAUCGGGUGUCCUACAGGAAGAUCUACGUGUGCUGUUUAGGAUGGCAGCAAACUGGUACAUCAUGUACAAAAGCAAAUUGUUCUCAAGGCUGUGUUAACGGUAAUUGUACCAACCCUGAUGUUUGUAGCUGUUUGCCAGGUUACCGAGGAAAUUCCUGCUCGAAACCUUGUCCUGUGAAUCGAUGGGGUCCCGGAUGUACCAACGCAUGCCAGUGUAAAAACAAUGCCACAUGUGACAUGCGCAAUGGCUUCUGUUCAUGCGAACCAGGCUGGAUAGGAAGCACGUGCGCAGAGAGUUGUCCACAAGGUUACUUUGGUAAUCAUUGCUAUCGGAAAUGCGCAUGUCAAAACGGUGCUAGAUGCCAUCACGUGACAGGCACAUGUACAUGCAACCCCGGUUGGACUGGUCAAUACUGUGAAAGCGUUUGCAAACCGGGCAGCUAUGGCCACAAGUGUCAACACACGUGCCGAUGUCAAAGCAAUGCAACUUGUGAUCACGUGAUAGGUACGUGUACAUGCAACCCCGGUUGGACUGGUCAAUACUGUGAAAGCGUUUGCAAACCGGGCAGCUAUGGCGACAAGUGUCAACACACGUGCCGAUGUCAAAGCAAUGCAACUUGUGAUCACGUGACUGGAACAUGCACAUGUAGUCCUGGCUACAAAGGGUUAUUUUGCGAGAAGUUAUGUGGGAGUGGUUACUAUGGAGAUGGCUGUAAAGAGAGAUGUAGUUGCCAUGGAGACAAAUAUUGUCAGCCUACGGAUGGUAACUGCAUAUGUCAUGGCAACAAUUGCAAUGGAAGUAAAGCUAGCAGUGACAAACACACAGGAGACAGUGCGGAACUAAUGCUUCCCAUCGUGCUUAGCGUGUCCGUCGUCUUUGUUCUCGCCGCUGUAUUAGUGACUUGUGUCGCGUAUCGGAAAUACCGAAGCAAAAGCAGGGAACCCCAGGAAGAGCCAAAAUACGAGGUAACUGUGAAUGCAGGAUGUACAGAUGGAAAAUCUGGCAAAAGUCAAGACAACGAUUUUGUCUCUCAUAAACCCAGCUACCUGGAGUUGACACAUGUCACGCAGUCACGCGAUCAUCCCGUGUACCAAGGCUUGCUAUCACGUGACCAGCAUGAGCUCAAAUCACGUGAUAUUGGAAAAGACAACGCAGGUCAAGACGGAGGAAUGUAUCAAACUUUGAAUGUAGAUACAUCAAGGAUUUAUCAGCCUCUAAAUAAAACAGAUAUCGAUAAUGUAGCGAACAAUGCCGAGUCCCCGGUACGCUACGGUAAUUUACAGAAGGAAAAAAGCCGGGUUGAUGACAGUGAGCUUUACUUAACUAUACUUCCUGACCACGACGUCAGCGGCCAGAGUAAUGUAAUUUAUGACAACAGAUAUCAGUUACCCGAUAACAGUACGAAUUCCCCGGUACUCUACGGGAACGUGUCAAAUGGAGAAGGAAUGAUCAAUCAAGGUAGUCCACAUGAAUAUUUAACAGUGCUACCUGAUGAUAAGACUUUCAAUCAGCCAACCUAUGAAAUAUUACCGGCUACCUGACAUCCUUUCUGACUGAGGAGAGAUGAAGAAGAUUCUAUCUCACGGAAAUUUAUUUGAUCCAGGCUAGAGUUAACGACCACGUAUCAUCCUGGAUGCCUUGCGAUUUUUUAUCACUCUAAAUAGCAUGAAGUAGCCAUAAAUAUUGACGCAAAGUAUCCACAGUUACACUGUGCCUUUAAUAGAAAAUCAAAAACCUUAUUGAUUGUAUUGGCAAUCAUCAUUGAAUACAUGUUCUAUUUGAAUUCAUUUCAUCUUAUCUAUUCUUAACAUUUUAUCAAUUAUUGAAUACAUGUUCUAUCUAUUAAACUGAUGUUAUUAUUAUAAAACCUCUUGAAAUUA
Molecule: messenger RNA, 2490 nt
Organism: Exaiptasia diaphana
Lineage: Eukaryota; Metazoa; Cnidaria; Anthozoa; Actiniaria; Aiptasiidae
Product: multiple epidermal growth factor-like domains protein 11
Exons: 6
Coding region: 349-2151 (600 amino acids)
Molecular function (GO): protein binding; scavenger receptor activity
Source: RefSeq, a predicted model, not a curated record